UCUUAAAACUGGGAUUGGUUGAAUUUAUCUCCGGGUUCAAUUGCGAUGACAUUCAAGCUGUGUAUUAAGCUGUGAAUCUGUUAUAUUGGGGUGAAUUUUACUGCAAACAAAUGCAAUUUAUAUCAAUUAACAAUAAUUAAUUAUGUGUUAAUGCUACUAAGGUAUUUGGUGUGACCCAAGAUGGCCGACAUUGCCGCACUGAAGAUUUUGAGUAGCCAGAUAGAAAGUUUCCAGAAGCUUCCUGACCCGCCAGAUACCCUGAGUGAUGCCGAGUUUGAUAACUACAAAGCAAGACUGGAACAGUCGAUUGGCAAAGGUGUUAAAUCCGUUCAAGAUGUCAGCGCAUACGCUGAAAACAUCAUCAAAAAGCUCGAUGAACUGAAGAAAUGUCUACCAGAACAAGUUAAACGAAUUCAAGAUGCAAUCAAGGCCUUGUUUGGGAGACUCGUCGUCGUUCCACCCGGAGGUACACUGCCUAACGAGAAUUUGAAGUUCAUGCAGAGAAUACAUGAGUUGGAGAUGAAGGCGAAAGAGCUAAUGAACCAUCGUCUUAAUGAGCUCAUAUCUGAGACAGAGUCUGUCUGCGCACGACUGAAAGACGGUGCAGCUCUAACCGUGGGUGAUAUCGAUAAUUUAAAAGGUUGUCUAGAAAGCUGGGAAAAAUCAAAACAGGAGAGUUUUGAUGAAGAGAAACGUCGCAAAGAAGAAGAAAGACGCCGUAAAGAGCAAGAAGAGAGGCGACGUCGCGAAGAAAACGAGAGGCGAAAACAGGAAGAAGAAGAAAGGAAAAGACAAGAGGAAGAAGAGAGAAAACGGCGCGAAGAAGAGGAGCGGAGAAGACGGGAAGAGGAAGAAAGGCAAAGGAAAGAAGAGGAAGAGCGACAGAGACGAGAAGAAGAAGAGAGAAUAAAGAGAGAGAAAGAAGAACGUUUAAGAAGGGAAGCUGAAGAUCGAGAGAAAGAAAGGCAGAAGAAGCUAGAUGAGGAGAAAUUGAAGCGGGAAAUGGAACGACAAAGGCAAGACGCCGAGGCGAGAGAGAGGGAACGGCGAAGAAAGGAGGAAGAGGAACGGGCUAAGAGGAAGGAUCCCAACAAUUGGGAGCCAAUUGUUUACGACCGACCUUGCGACGAAGUUGGAGGAAAAAAGGCGUUUCAUUCCGGUGUAUGUUGUAUGGUAGCAGCGCCUCCGGGAGAUAUAGCGAGAGAAGAUGUGGAAUGUAACGCUAGUGACGAACUUGAUGACGUCAUUGAGAUUCUUGACGACGGUGAAAAACCGGCAAGCUCGAUUAUCAAUAUUGAGUCAAAGAAAGGACUUCUAAAAUCAGAGUGUCCGUCACGAGUAUAUAUCCCGCAUUGCCCAGUCAACAAUUCGAGUGACGAGUUGGUCCUGAAAGUUUCUGUGAACGGAAGCGAUUGGGAAACAGCAGGGGUUGUUAGCCCAACUCAGGCAAUGUCGGAAAAUAAGAAAAAUAUCCCAGUCAGCAAUCUCGUCGGCUUUGAGUUAAGCGAGUUUGAGAAUAUAAAGAUCAUGGUUAUUGCAAGACCACGUGGUCAGACUGUGAUUGUCGACAAACCUGGACUGAAUUUCAACUCAAUUACCGACAAGAAUGUCAAACUAUUUAUGCCAAGAGACGCCUUUCCAUCAAGGACUGAAGUUCGGCUGGUUGUUAACCCUAUUUCGCCCGAAACAAUUGUCCAGAAUGCGAAAGACGACAGUCUGUGGGAAAAUGUCAUGUCGACUAGUUCUAUGAUAUCAAUCUCCUGUCAACGAGCGCCUGCAAAGGAAAUUGAGGUUGACAUAACACAUCAUACCACAGCUUCAGGAGGGCGUAGUUCACGUGGAAAACUGUACCACAUGUUUACAACAAGAGAUAAAGUAUGGAAAUUUGCUGACAUGGAGUACAAGGGGACCAAAGAUGUGGUAUCCGUCACUCUGCCUGCCUUCAAGGACAGAUUCAGUUUAUUUGAACUUGAAAUGCCUGCCAACAUCCCUAAAGAAACAGCACUGAAGGUUGCGCAAUCAUGUCACGAACAAAUGUUUAAGUCCCCGGUGAGAAUGAUUGUACGGCAGCGAGACGUUGAUCCACAGAAAGCGUUAGUUAUGAUCGCAGGCAAAAAACAUGUGAUAAAUUUUAUUGAUCAAUUGAAGAAUGAUGGGUACAGUUAUGGUCCUGAUGUUACCAAACAGUUUGGGCUAAGAGACGGACAGAGGUUGAUACUGACCUGCGCCGGAAACAUUGGUACAUCGUCAGGAAAGAACGGAGUGGUCAAGAUGACAUACUACACCUAUAUGAACGUGAUAAAAGAACCUCUACAGUUACACGUGGUUGACAUGUACAAACAAAAGGAUCUCCAGGAAUAUUGCGGGAUCGUUCGUCUGACAGUCGAUAAUGGGACAGAGUUCCCAGACGAACAAUUUGAUUUGACUGUCACACUACCAAAGAUUGAGAGACAAAAGACGAUAUUUCCAGGGACACGCGUUCGAUUUCCUUAUUAUCUCACCGCCCUGGCUGGUUUUCUGAGCCGACAAGUUUGUGAAAAUGAUGAACUUUCAUGGAAGGAUGUCCUACUUGGCAUAGUUGGGAGUAAACGUGAAUUGGAGUCCUUAAUCCGGGUUGCAAAGAGAAAAGUUGAAGACGACAACGAUGCACCAUCUGUGUGCACAGUUACUCUGUGUGAUUGGAUGAAGGCAACUACGAAAAAAGAAGAUAAGGUAUAUCACAUUUUAGAUACGCUUGACUAUGAAGGCCUCUAUGAGUUACAUAAUAAAUGCAGUGCAUUUGUACAGUUCCAGAAAGAGGUGAUGACGGACACCGCUCUUUCGGAAAUAUCGUCAACAACUAGCAAAUCUGCUAAUGUGUUGGCGGAAGACCUGCAUUUGAACAAAGAGGCUGUUGACAGAUGCAAGAAGGAAUGUGGAGAGGACAGUUUAGUCCUUCAUCUUUUGUACGAGUGGAGGGAAUCGGAUGAAGCCAUCAAGUAUGGCGAUCGGGCCUUGGAUAGGCUACGGGCAUUGUGUGGUGUAUGAAAUUUGAUAGUUAAAACAUAAUUAACGGGGAGGAUGAGAUGCCACCUCUGACUGUUUCUAUAAUCGGAUGUUUCCCUUUCAUUUCUCAACCAGUAUCGCAUAAAUUAUUACUGGUACUGUUUACGUGCAAAAAAGGAACACGGAACACAUCCAUUUUUAGUUUUUAGUUUUUUAACACUGUACGUUCUACAUUUUUUGUAAUUAUCACACCAUUGCUAUUAAUAUUGCUUAAAAGUGACCAUUAUUUUUUAAUGUUGUAGCUUAUUUUGAAUUAACCAGAGUCCGCACUGUACUGUAUGGCAAAGUUAACGCAAUUAUAAAACACAACUUGCUUAAUUGUUUUGGAGGUGUGUGUUACUGUUUUUUAUAUUGUCUGUCUUAUAGUGUGUCUUCUUCAUCAGCAAACUUAUUCGAUAUAUGCACGUAAAACGGUGUAAGGAACACUUACUAAUGGUAUGAAAGCAUUUGGUGUUAUAUAUAAUAAAUGUAUUUAAGUUUAUAUAA
This is a messenger RNA of Mya arenaria, 3531 nucleotides long. RefSeq lists its product as uncharacterized. Lineage: Eukaryota; Metazoa; Mollusca; Bivalvia; Myida; Myidae. Bases 181 to 3027 code for a protein of 948 amino acids. Gene Ontology annotation, biological process: regulation of microtubule cytoskeleton organization; intraciliary transport; cilium assembly. The record is from RefSeq and is a predicted model, not a curated record. The transcript has 18 exons. Gene Ontology annotation, molecular function: microtubule binding. Gene Ontology annotation, cellular component: centrosome; intraciliary transport particle B; ciliary basal body.